Molecule: messenger RNA, 2063 nt
Organism: Haliotis rufescens (red abalone)
Lineage: Eukaryota; Metazoa; Mollusca; Gastropoda; Lepetellida; Haliotidae
Exons: 3
Coding region: 1-1164 (387 amino acids)
Molecular function (GO): GTP binding
Source: RefSeq, a predicted model, not a curated record
AUGACCGAUUUCAAAAUUGAAGGGCUGAAGAAUGCUUUAACAGCUACAGCUGCAAGAACAAGUAUUCCUAUGGCACCUAAAGAGGGGGGAAAGGGAUCGUUUUGGGUUUUGAUGAAAGAACAGUUUUCAAAGUUACUUAACAAUGUUGAUCUGCGCCAACCAUCAGAUGUAUCUGAAACACUUCAUUGGAAAACAGUGUUCAUGUUGGAAGCUGCCCUACGACUAGAACGCAGUAGUAAAACACUGCUUAUCUAUGACAGCGUGGAGGAAAAGACCAAACGAAAUCAUGUCCCAGCUGAAGGGACCAUCGAGACAAUUGACUCCUUCCGUCAGUCUGGUCAGGACUGGUCACAGUUCAAGUACAUCAUUGUAGCUGCCACACGUCACCAGUUCAAGGACAUUCAGGACACGUUGAAGGCACUUAGGACUCCAAUAUGGAGGAUCUACGAACGUGACGAAGUUAAACCCCCCACAGAAACUGUGAGUGUUGGGCUCAUAGGCUACCCAAAGACAGGGAAAAGUCUUCUUGCGAAUGCAAUUGCAGGUGAGAAACUAUUCGAUGCUGGAUUACAGAAACCCACAGCAGUAUGUCAGGAGAAACGCGCAAGAAUUGGUACCAGAGCAAUUCAAAUAUUGGACACACCUGGAUUUUCGUUGCACAAUAAACAGAACAUUCAGACAACAAUCGAUGUGGUGGUGAAAAAGGCAAGUUCCAUUGAUGCCUUCUUGCUUGUCGUGAAGGCAUCUCCAAUGACAUAUGACGAAGAACUGCUCUUCAAACAUGUCAGAUCUAUUGCGGGGAAGUCCAUGUCACAUAAAAUAGUGCUGGUUCUUACAGCAUUAGAUGACAACAUCACUUUGAAGGAAUACCUAGAGAACAUUCCUAAUUUCCUGAAAGACUUCCUCAAGUUCUGCCACAACCCACCUGUGCUUGUCAAUGUCAACACUGGGACAGAGUCUGAGAAGGCAAAUGAUCUAAGACGAGAAUUGUUUAGGAUUAUAGGAGAAAUACAUAGGAAACCUGUGCAAGAGAAUAAACUAAGUGUGAACACGAUUCGACAGAAGGUAACUGAAGCAAUCUGUGAACUGCAGAAAUGUCAGAAGGAUGACUUGAAACAGUAUAUGCAGCGGUUACACUCGCUCCUCUCAAGAAAUCAUGGAUGAGAGACAAGAGUUGUUCAGGACAAUAGGAUGCAUACAUGGGGAGCCUGUGCAAGAGAAUAAACAAUGUGUGAACACGAUUCGUCAGAAGGUAAAUGAAGCAAUCUGUGAACUGGAGAAAUGUCAGAAGGAUGACUUGAAACAGUAUAUGCAGCGGUUACACUCGAUCCACUCCAGCCAUUAUGGAUGCUAUAGAUCUAGCUGUAUGGCUGAAAUAACGUCGAGUCGAUGUUAAACGUUCACUCUCUCACAACAGUGACUGGACACCAACUUUGACAUUUUCUUCUCGGAAGUCACUCUUUACACACGUAUCAUACAUACCGAUUGUUGUGUAUGAAUGAAUAUUGUAUUUGUUUGUUUAGUGAUACCGACACAUAAUGUUGAGGUGGCGACCCAGAUACAGUGUGACCUACCUUAUAAAUGCGUAUGUGUCCGUCCGUUAACCGUUUCAGGAGCAGGACUCUAAAUCCAUUAAAAUUAUUGUUGAAACUUUCUAUACACACCUGAUCUGAUCUUAUCUGAUAUGUUUGUUUAUUGCAUGGACUAGUGUUAAUUUUUUUAUUUUGUUUUGGGCACAUUACUGCGACAGGCUCUACAAUGCAUUAAGCAGGAUUUUAUGAACGCAUCACGACACGACUUGCCUACUCAUAUGGACAAUAUUGUUAUUCUAACUUUUAUUACAAUCGUGUGGGUUUAAAUAAAUAAAAAAUAAUUUAGUUAUGUCUUAUGAUUGAAAUUUUACUAUUUUUCAUAAACAUUUUUCAGCCUUUUUCUAACAGUUUGUGUCUAUCUAACACAUUUGACAUGACAUCUGUACCAAGUGUACACAUCAUGCUUCAGUUGAUCCGUUUGUCAAUUUUGUUCACAUUUAUCUACUGUUUGUACCAAUGAAGAUCCGGAGU